This is a messenger RNA of Trematosphaeria pertusa, 1464 nucleotides long. RefSeq lists its product as uncharacterized. NCBI's taxonomy places the organism in Eukaryota, Fungi, Ascomycota, Dothideomycetes, Pleosporales, Trematosphaeriaceae. The transcript has 2 exons. The record is from RefSeq and is a predicted model, not a curated record. Bases 1 to 1464 code for a protein of 487 amino acids.
AUGUCUAUGCCUCCGCCCGGUGCGCAGUUCACGACCAGCCGAGCAGAAAAGCACGCGCGCGAGCCUAACAACGAGGAGGAAUCGAGUAGCGCGAAACGGUCGCGCAGUUCGCGGCAUCACUCGCACCACAGCCGGAGCUUCAGCGCACGGGUGAAGGAAGAGCUUACCCAGAUUUACGAGCGCGGGGUAUGCUGGGCUUGCAGGGCGCAUACAAGGAUCGAACGGGCACACGUUGUUCCACGAGAAGAUCCACAGCUUUCAGACCUCAGCGACCUCGGCCUCCUCAACCUCGAGUCCUACGGCGACCUGCACAAUGCCAUUCCUCUCUGCUCAAACUGCCACGAUGCAUUCGACAACCGUUACAAACCCAAGCUUGUCGUUGUCCCCGCAUACCUUGACUAUUUCUUCGAUAAGGAACGCGUCUGGCAGGAACGGUUUACCACCAUACCCGAGUCUCGCUUGCCGCCGACCGCCGAGACGUACUUCGAGCACUGCGUCCAAAUGGAUCCUCAAACGGGCAUCCCCAACGCCACAAGAGGAGGCGUGUAUAUGUGUUACGUCGAUCAAAAUUACAUGGCAGAAGGGUGGCCGGGACCCUUCGUAUACGAGCGUAACUGGCAUGGCGACCCCAUGGCCAUGCUAUAUCGUGCUAUCCAAGCAGCGGAACGCAUCGUCUGGUCCGGAAAUAUGCCCGUCGAGGUCAAGGACGACUUGAUGGAGCUACACGUGCUGUACGAGAAGGGUAACAAGCUACAGAGGCAGCUCUUUCGGGCCGGGAGCGGGCCGUUUCCUGCACCAUCCGCCCCAACCGCACAGGUUGGCUCGACCGGUCGCGCUGGCCCAUCAUUCCCGCCACCUUCCACAGGUCAGGGUUCCAGCCAGAAUCCGGAUAAUUCCCAGGACGCAUCGCAAGGGCCUCAUCAGCAAGGAAGCCAAAUUGUCUAUCACAAUCCCGCCGCCCCAUCCUUACCGCCUUCGCCGCCACCCACCGCUUCGCCAAAUACCGAGAAGAAGCGAUGUCGCGAGUCGAGUGAGGACGCCGAUGUAUCCGCAUCGCUCCCACCAAAGAAGCAUAUGCGUUUAGACGCGGACUAUGGCGUCCGCGUCGUGGAAGCUAUGGACCAACAUCUUGCUUCAAACGAUGAAUUCCCGAUGCUGCAUGUCUAUCUCGCGCAGAUCACGGCAAGCGCACCACCGCAUUCAGAGGACGACGAAUCGAAAAUACCCAAGGAGGGUCCCGAAAUGCCCGACCCAUAUUCAUCAGACUACACUUCGCAACCUGACAUCCACUUCGACACCUGCGGCCGGGGAACUAGCACGCUUUACCACAGAGCACACAGCUCGGCGUCUUCGGAUAAAGACGCCGAUCUGCACGUUCGUCGAAGAAGAGGCAGAAUAUGGCGGUACGGGCCGUGGUAUAGUGCGGAGGAUGCGGUGGAGCGUAAACGCGCCAUCCUUGGGUAG